Cordyceps fumosorosea ARSEF 2679 is the source of this 1071-nucleotide messenger RNA. Its product is annotated as Sucraseferredoxin-like protein. The coding region runs from base 1 to 1071 and encodes 356 amino acids. The record is from RefSeq and is a predicted model, not a curated record. The transcript is spliced from 2 exons. Lineage: Eukaryota; Fungi; Ascomycota; Sordariomycetes; Hypocreales; Cordycipitaceae.
AUGCCGCAACGACUCAUGCUGCGGCAAUUGACACGCCAGACGUGGCAGCUUGUCAAUAGGACCUCGCUUGCUGCGGUGCCAGCCCGCCGUGCCUUUGCCUCCAAGCCGCCGCUGCCGACGGUGCCGACAUGCCCGUCGCCAACGUGCGAGUGUGCAGAGAUGCCGGUGAUGCCAGAAGGCCUCGAGAUCGACCACAAGAGCCCAAUGAAUGGCGUAAUCGCGGGGUAUGCGGAGCAGGUGCUCAUCUGCACUGGCAAGGAUGACUGGCCUUCCAAGAUUGAGGAGGAGAACGGCGGAGACAAUCUGGCUGCUGAUUUGAAGGAACUGUUUGGCCGGGGCGGCACAUAUGCCGAUCCAUUCCACAACGUUGCGCUCGUCAACAGCUCACUGCCCAGCUCAGUCCCACCACGGGCCGAGGUGCAGAACACCUCCGUCUACCUGCUUCCCAGCUUCAAAUACGUACCGUUCCUGCCGCGCGUCUCGUUCGACCACGUCCAGGCGCUCGCCAAGGGCUACCUGCUGCCCGAGAAGCUGCACUCCGCCCACGGCGGGCUCUCGCCCGUGCAUCGCGACAUCCUCACUCGCAACGACGCGUAUCAGAGCCUUCUGCCCGGCGUCCAGGACGUGAACGAUAUCCUCGUCCUAAUCUGCGGCCACGGCGGGCGCGACAUGCGUUGCGGCAUCCUCGGCCCGCUCCUGCGCGACGAGUUCGAGAGGCAGCUCCGGCGCAAAGGCGUCGAGGUCCUACAAGGGCCGGUGCAGGUACAGGCCGACGCGGAGGCGCCGCGGCUGGAGGGUGUUGCUGGUCCGUCAAAGGACACGGCGAGAAUUGAGGUCAUUAGCCACAUUGGCGGGCACAAGUUUGCGGGCAACAUCAUCAUUUACAUUCCUCCGGGAAAGAAAAUGGCAGAUGGGUCGCCGCAUCGCUUCGCAGGCCACGGUCUAUGGUAUGGCCGUGUUGAGCCAAAGCACGUGGAGGGUCUUAUUGAAGAGACGAUAGUCAAGGGGAACAUUGUAGCGGACAUGUUUAGAGGCGGCAUCGACCCUCAGAGGCGCAUCUUGAGGAUAUAA